Plasmodium fragile is the source of this 3027-nucleotide messenger RNA. RefSeq lists its product as uncharacterized. NCBI's taxonomy places the organism in Eukaryota, Apicomplexa, Aconoidasida, Haemosporida, Plasmodiidae. The record is from RefSeq and is a predicted model, not a curated record. The coding region runs from base 1 to 3027 and encodes 1008 amino acids. The transcript is spliced from 5 exons.
AUGUCGUAUGGGAGGUUGGGAGCUUUAUUAGCAGAAUACGUUCUAAAAAGGGGACUAGCGACGGAUGUACCAGCAUAUAAGACAAGUUUAUGGCAGGAUAUAGAGGCACAACUGGACCAAUUUAUAAAACAUUUGAAUGAGGAUGGCAUGGAAGAAGUAUAUUCUGCGAAUUGCAACAACACGCCAUGGGAGCACCCGAACCACCCGCAGGGGUCAUCCGUCGAAGUUCCAAGCCAGGGUGAUAUAAUUAUAUGCACACUUAUGACCAAAGCAUUGUGGUUUGCAAAUGGUUGGAGCAAAGCACCAGAGAUGCAUACGGAAGAUCAUAGUGGCGGGAGGACAGAAUUGAAGGAUUUUAUCAGAUGCGGAAUUGUAAAUAUGUUUAUGCACCUAUUGGAGGAAUCCGCAUGUGAGAGUACGUCGGGUUUAUGGUAUGCAUGGUACACUAUGAAGCACAUGAAGAGUGUAGAAAUGUUAGGACGGAACUUAAUACAUGACUCAACAUGUAACAACGGAAUGGAAGAGGAUAUUAAGGUAAAAGGAUGGUCUAUGAAAGAAAGUAUUACAAAAUGGUUACGUAGAAAUGAAAACAUAAGGAACAGCAUACACAAAGCAAGUGUAAGUACGAACUGUAGCCGCAAAAUAGGAGAACUCCCGACACAGGGGCAAGGUGCGAAAAAGACGGAGGACGCGGAUAAAGUAAAAGAGGAAGUAGCACGAAUAGCGCAGAAUGUGAGCAAAGGGAUGAGUACAAUAUUCAGAGAAAUUAAGAAGGAAGUGAAGGAAAGUGGUAGAAAGGGGGAACAAGCUACAUCCACAAAUCCUGACUCUCCCGCCGCAGCAUCGGACGUACCUGCAACAAAAGAGGCUGCAGCAUCACCGGCACCGACAGACACAAGCAAGGAUAAGAACACGCAUGCAGACACAUCACAUACUGGAGCAGCGCGGUCACCAGCACCGGCGAACACGGAAGAGACCCCAUCGGCACCGGCAGCACCGGCAGGAGAAGACGGGAAAAAAGGAGCAAAGGGUGAUGCCGGACCAGCUGGUCCACACGCAGACACUGGAGCACCCGGCGUAGGAAAGCCAUCAGCGACCGAAUCAACUAAUGCAGGUAAGUCCCCAGCGAAGAGAUGUGAUAAAGUCGUGCAGACUAUGGUAGGCGAGAGGACCGAUGAACAGGGUAAUAAAGGCAGUGUGAAAAUCUCUUUCGAAGCCGAACCCUCUACGCCUGCGUGCCUAAACCCGCACACGGACGUGCAUGUCACAGGACCUGAUAGUCCCCCCGGUUCCUCGGUGAAAACCAGUACGGAUGACCCACCUCCUCUCAAUCCACCCAAACCAAAACCACCAACCACGAGCCCGAAUCCACAUGCAGAUGAGGACAAUCCCUGGGGUAUUCCUUGCAAAGUGCGUGACGCAAACUGUGAUAUUCUCGGUGGUAUACAACAGGUAGACAAUAAUAUUGGAUUAGCAUCAGAUUUUAAAUUCGACAGAAAUAAGCUCGCGGGAGGAUUUAUACCCCCGGCCCCAGAAUAUAAAUCCGAUUCCACGAGUCUAAAUGAAGGCGGCGGCCCCUACCCACCUGACCUAACCGGCACGGUCCUCACCGCCACUACUCCCGUACUCUUCUUCCUGUCCGCCGUCACCGUCGCCCUUCUUGGUUAUUCCCUCUGGAAGUACUUUGCGUACCUCGGAAAAAAACGACGACGAACAUAUCGAACUAUACGUGACGUGCCGUCACCGCCACUCGACGAAGAAAUAUUGGACCAUUUACAACGCGGCGACCUGCCGCCACCCGAUUACGGGUACACGCUGGUUAGGGAUAGGCACCCUGCGUCAACAUCCGGUAGAGGACGCUCCCCGCGCGUGCAUAAGCGCACGAUCAUCGAGCUACAUCUAGAAGUGCUCAACGAAUGUGAAGUGGCCGACUGGGAAAGCGUCAAAGACGACUAUUUGCAGAUUGUCGUGGAGGAGUUUGCACAGCAGUUUGCGCGUGACUUGCACCAGGACACGGACACGAAUAACAAUAUCUUGGGUGUUUCUACCUCGCACGCCGCUUUAGCAACCCACGAUUCGACAACUGACCAUUCGACAACCCUGGAUUCAUGUCCACCUAACGAAGAUAACCCCGAUGCAUGGAGUUGUAUGAAACACAUACAGUUAGCAACGGACCCUUCUGCUUCUAACGAAGAUGAUCCAUGGAGUUGUAUGGAAACUAUACAGUUCGCAACGGACCAUUGUCGACCGAAGGACGAGGACCCACAUCCAUGGAGUUGUAUGGAAACCAUACAGUUAGAAACGGACCGGUCUCCACGUAAUGACUGGGAUUCAUGCAGUUGUAUGGAAAACAUACAGUUAGCAACGGACCCUUCCCCACCUAAUGAACACGACCCCAAUCCAUGGAAGUGUAUGGAAACCAUACAGUUAGAUACAGAACCCGACGCGCACUCCUCCCCGGGGAAUGAAAUCCGGGCCCCCGACUACAUCCAUUGGAUUAACUGGAUUGACCGCAACAAGCACCUAUUGCAGGAGUGCACGACGCAGCAGUGGUUUAGUGCUCUCAAAUCGGAAUGGAAACAAUACCUGCUUGCACACAUGGUGGCACAGGAGGACAACGGAGUAUCCGGGCAGCGUGAACUCGGUGAAGCGGCAACCCUGCCGAUGAAGAACCUGGAUGCAUGGAAACAAUGGGUUGCGCAACAACAUCGGCAAAUGAGUACAUACAAGGAAGAGGCGUGGUUUCAACAUUUGUUGCAUAAUGUAGAGGAGGAGACAGUACCGGAAAAAGGCGAAGUACCUGGAGUGGAACAAGACUUACAAGUGGAAAAUGCAAUGGGAACAGAACAUAUGCUAAGAGUGAGAGCUUUACCAUGCACGCAACUGCAUCAGCCCCCUCAUAUGAAACAACCGUUAACCGCUAAAAUAUGGAUACUGAUCCUGGCAUUAGUCAUAGAACAGUGCGAGGUCGAACGCAGUUUGCAGGAUAGGGAGUUAUAUGUGGAUGCUUUAUUACAGAAUAUGUGA